Pelobates fuscus (common spadefoot toad) is the source of this 1693-nucleotide messenger RNA. RefSeq names its product interleukin-13 receptor subunit alpha-1-like. Gene Ontology annotation, biological process: cytokine-mediated signaling pathway. The record is from RefSeq and is a predicted model, not a curated record. Bases 260 to 1549 code for a protein of 429 amino acids. Gene Ontology annotation, cellular component: external side of plasma membrane. Gene Ontology annotation, molecular function: cytokine receptor activity; protein binding. Lineage: Eukaryota; Metazoa; Chordata; Amphibia; Anura; Pelobatidae. The transcript is spliced from 11 exons.
CGCUGGAGUGUGUGUCAGGGUGACGUCUCACGCUGCUUCUUGUUUCGGAAUUAAACUGCUCUGUGAAAUUAUUGACAAUUAUUUGUAUGGUACCAACAAAUAACACAGCACUGGAUACUUCAGUAACGUGUAUGACAACAGACGUUUGUUGACAGAAACAAAGACAGGUAGCGAACAAUCCGACAUUGGCUUUAUGUAAAGAGAUAUAUAGAAAACCACCUGAGACACUGAUUUGGAUUGUACAAAUCAGCAAGCAGGCAUGGGGAGCAAGAAUAGCUGGCUCGAUCACUUUGUCUUAGGCAUUUGGCUGUCUACGAUUUUAACUGCUGGGUCAACCCAGGGCGAACUUCUCCCUACCCCAACCAAUGUUACCUUAAAAAUGAAUAUGUUUACUCUACACUGGGAAUGGGAGUCAAAUAACAUCAAUCCUGUUUGUGAAGUAAAGUACAACCGUGCAAUUAGUAAGCCAAAUAACCCCAAAAUGUGCAGAAAUAAAUUACUAUUUCAAGACGAGGACACCAAAGAAAUUGAUUUAAAUGUAUGGAUCAAUUUUACAGUUUAUAGUGAAUGCCCGCAGAACGGACUAAAAAGUAAAGAGACGCAGUUAUCCACACUGUUGGUAUCAGGAAAUCCAAAUACUGCUGUGAGAAAUUUCAACUGUGUUUGGCACAAUAUGGAGUACAUCAAUUGCACAUGGUUACCUGGAGAGAAAGCAACUCCCAAAGUUAACUACACCUUGGUUUACUGGCUACAAAAUGAAAGUUCUAAAGAGAAACUAAAAGUGCCUCAUUCUCGGCUAUUUAUGGAUUUUUUGGGCACUGCAAAACAUUGCCAUCAGUAUAAAUAUAAAGAAGGAAUUCCUGUAGGAUGCCAUUUUAAAAUUCUAAAUGAAAAAGAAGAGCUUCAAUUGGUAGUUACAGACUUUUCCAAUGAAAACAUUGAACCUUUCUACUCAUGGAUGAUACCAAAAGAAAUACUACAGCUCUCUGCACCAAAUAUCACCAAUAUAUCACGAAUGGUCAAGGACACCAUAUAUGUGAGCUGGAAUGUAACGCCGUUAAAACCUAGGCAAUCAAAAUCUGAAUUACUGCUUACAAAUUUGAAUAAUGGAAAAGUAAACAAGUAUGAGGAAACUAGGAAUAACAGCAAAGAAAUUUUACUUGGUGAUCCUGAUGCAACAUAUACAAUUAAAAUACGAUCAAAAAAACAUGACAUGUAUGGCGAUUUUCCCUGGAGUGAGUGGAGCGAGGAAAAAACUAUUUCAGCAGAAUACAAAUUCAGGACAAUGAAUAUCAUCCUAGCUGUCUUAAUCCCUAUCUCUGUGACCAUCUUAACAGUCAUCGCUGUCGUUUGUAUUAAAAGAUGCAUUCUUUGUAUUCUUCCACCCAUACCUGACCCUGGAAAACCUUUUGGAGACCUAGAUAAUUUGCAGCAAUUGCUAAGAUUCAAGUAUGCAAAUGUCUGGAACACACCACCGAAUGAUGAGAUCUGUUCUGUUAUCUUCGUUGAGUCUCCGACAUGUUCCACAUGCUCCUCCUCCUUAGAGUGAAGUUUUCAGUAACAAAGAAAAGCAAAGACAAUUUUUAUAAUACUUUCUCCUGAGGUAUACUGUGCAACAGUGAAAAUUUGACCGCAAGUUCUAAAGCUCUAAGGCCGAUCCUUACUGUGGUAUUUUGGAAAAGAAAACUUGACC